Schizosaccharomyces cryophilus OY26 is the source of this 1908-nucleotide messenger RNA. RefSeq lists its product as uncharacterized. The record is from RefSeq and is a predicted model, not a curated record. Bases 893 to 1828 code for a protein of 311 amino acids. The transcript has a single exon. Lineage: Eukaryota; Fungi; Ascomycota; Schizosaccharomycetes; Schizosaccharomycetales; Schizosaccharomycetaceae.
ACGAGAUGCUCCAAGUUUGCCUGAUGCAUUUGUUCAGUAUUUUCAGGAAGUUGACCAACGCUAGAAAUGAAUUCAUAAGGAGAAGUAGAAAAGUUUUCUAGUUUCCAUAUAGAACGUAAAUCCUGUCCUAUUAGUUGGAUCUUUGCAUCUUCCUUUAAGUAACGGGCCAAGAUUCCUGUCAUGGGGACAGCGUAUCCUUCAUUUAAAAGCUGAAGUUUCCAGAAUGGGGGACCUUCAUUCCAUUCCCAGAUUGUUUUGCAAAGGUCCGCUACGGUACCAGUGGUGUCAACCAAUCCAAAACUGGCUGUGUGAAUCCAUUGUCGGAUAGGAAAUUCUUCACAAAAUACCCUAAGCUUCAUGAGUAAAAUGACCAAAAAGAAAACAAAAUGAGAUGAAAUAGAAGUGCUAGAAGCAGAAUUUGCUUAAGUUUUCGGACUUUAAAAAGCAGCUGAAUCCGCUUACUACAAAAGACCUCUAAUUACUCAAUCGUCUAUAAAAGCAAAAACAUCCCAAUAUUUCUUGUUUACCGGCUUCGUCUUGCUCAAUUUUAAACAAAUGAUGAAGUAAUUGAAUAAAUGCAAAGUUGGGUGGUUCGAGGUAAUAUCGAAACGUCAGCCUAUUUUCUCGUUUAAUGAUCGUUAUAUAUAUAGAGAUUACACAGAAUAUUUUUAUAGCACUACAAACGUUGGAAAGUACAGAAAUCAGUAGAAGUCUUGUUUAUUUAUUUAUUUAUUUAUUUUUGCUCUCUUUUUGGAAAACAAAAACCUUCUUCGUAUACUUUCCUACUAGUCUUUACCACAACUUAUACAAAGACUUUGGAUUGAAUUUGUUUAAAAAUUAAACAUUAUUGAGAGACCAAUUCGUUUAGAUUGUGGCUUCGUCGCGUUCCGUCAUGGCAUUUUAUUUUCAGAUAUCAAACAAGGACAUAAUCAACGACGUUGACGUUGGAUUACAACCAAAUCCUUUACCUUUUGCUGCAGCAAAUGCCCCUGUAUUUGGCCGGAAUGCUCAUUUAUCUCCUCAUUUGGCAAUUGUCCUGGCGGACGAAGGAUUCGACGUAGAACAGGUGUGUCUUCCUUGGCGUUACUUUACCGAUCGUGGUUUUCUGGUUGAAUUUGUGUUUCCAAGACCAAUUGAUCCUCCAAGGACAGCUAGACCAGACCCUUCUUAUACAUGUGGAUGGAAAGGAAGCAUCAUGGGACCUUCCAAAGAGGCUAUGGAUAUCUACAGCAUACUAUGUACCCUUGAAGAAUUUAUCGAACCAAAGCAUUAUACAGAUGAAGGUUUUUCUUUUCUAGACUUUGACGUGGUACUCAUUACUGGAGGUAGAAACGAACCAAUGCGUCAGAUGCUCACAGAUCCCUCAUUACACUCAAAGUUAAAGCCGUAUCUGAGUUUGUGUAAACGAAUAGAUCCGGAAACAAAUCAACCUAGUGUGGCUCCUUCUAAGAUUUUGGGGACUAUUGCUCAAGGCACUUUACCUAUUUACAUGAGUGAUCCCGAAACGCCUCUGAAAUCGACAACUAUACCAGUAUGGAUGGAGAGAACAAAUUCAUGGAUCUCGCCUCCUCCAGAGAACUCCUCCUAUCCUUAUGCAGCGUCCUUGAUACCUUCUGACAAAUACUUUGCUGGACCUAAUUAUCGAAGUGUCUUCACAAUGGAGGACAUGCAUCAUUAUUUCAUAUCUGGGAGAUGCAAUAGAGACAUUCUUCCUCUAAGCACUGGAAUUUACGGUCUUUAUAGACAAAUGCUUCGCGAUCAAAAGUCAAGCAUGCGUCCACACAAAAAGCGUUCAAACCAUUAUCCAACGACCUUCAUCAAAAAGUGAUUUAGUUUUUUACGAAUAUAGAUAAUGCUCUCACUGAUCAAGUUUUCUAUCCUUGCCUAAUAAAUCGUUUAUCCAAGAUA